Molecule: messenger RNA, 2836 nt
Organism: Zootoca vivipara (common lizard)
Lineage: Eukaryota; Metazoa; Chordata; Lepidosauria; Squamata; Lacertidae
Gene: FAM3D
Product: FAM3 metabolism regulating signaling molecule D
Source: RefSeq, a predicted model, not a curated record
CAGCCCCUCCCUUCUCCUUUGUUUUACUCUCUCAUUCUCAGAUAACUGUGCUCCAUUUGGCAACAACUGUCAGCGAAGAAAGACACCUGCAGGGGACGGAACAGCAAGGACACAGAAAAGCAGGUUGGCUUGCGACAUUUGACAAGCUUCUGUAUAUAUUUCGUUACACACUGGAACAAAAGGAUGAGAGUGACAGGUGUGCUGCGAAUCCUGGCUGUGCUGUUCACCUUGGCAACAACUUGGCUUUUUGUCAACACCUAUUUCAACCGCGCUGGCAUGAAAUCCGUCAGCCUGAGGAGCUGGCUGGGCGGCAGAGUGAAGCCAACCAAAGGGCACACUGUCCAGCAUAAAUGCGGCAACCAAAGACCCUGCCCUGCCAAUAGUUUCGCCUUCAGAAUCACUAGCGGCGCAGCCAAUGUCGUCGGACCUUCCAUGUGCUUCGACAACGUUAAGGUGUUAAGCAGCAUAAAAAAUAACGUUGGUCGGGGUUUGAACAUUGCGCUUGUCAAUGGAAGCAGUGGACAGCUUCUCAAGACGGCUGCCUUUGACAUGUAUUCUGGAGAUGUGCAGCACCUCUUGGAUUUCCUGAAAGCAAUCAGCGCAGGUACCAUCGUGCUCGUAGCUUCCUAUGAUGACCCAGCAUCAAAGCUGAACGAUGAAGCACGGAAGUUGUUUGCUGAACUGGGAAGCAGCUACGCUGCCAAGCUGGCGUUUCGAGACAACUGGGUGUUUCUUGGCGGGAAGGGGCUCAAAAACAAAAGCCCCUUUGAGCAGCACUUGAAAAAUGAUAAGGAGACAAACAAGUAUGACGGCUGGCCUGAGCUUCUGGAAAUGGAGGGUUGUGUACCUAAGAAGCUGGAAUGACAAUGAGCCAAAUUCAGAACAGCUACUGACUGACUUUUCACUUUGCCUCAGAUAUGGUGGAACCAAUUCGAUAAGACUCAACCCUCUGCCCUGUGGGGUUUUGAACACAGAGCGCUAUCUACCAUGCUUCAUUUCAAAGAGAUUAUAAAAAAGAGGUUUGGCUGCACCACAGGGCCAAUAGGAUUUCAGUGCACUGUUGUGUUGUGUUGUAUUAAUAAUAGAUUCACAGAGGAUCUGUGAAAGGUAUUCAGCAAUCGGUUUAUGUAACGCCUUUGGAAGCCCUGCAAUCUGGUGGGAAGCCAGGACCCUCAAACAGCAACAGCAAACAACUUGAGAAGAGUUGUUUGAACUUAAGACACACAUAAUAUUUACACACACACACAUGUAUAUUUAUAGAGAGGGAGUCCUCUGCACUGUGGAUAUGCUGUGGAUCUACCUCUAGGGUUGCCAUAUUCCUAAAAGUGAAAAUCCUGGCAAAGUUGUUGAGCCUUUUUAUUUUGGGGGGGGGGCAGCUGUUGAGCUUUGGGGGGGACAUCUUCCCCAAAAAAUAAAGUUUUGGGGCUUUUUGGAUCUUUAAGGCAUUAAAAAAAAAAGAAUCGCCCUACUUGCCAUACAUCUGGCUUCGCCCAGAUGUUUUGCAAAUUCAAAACUUGGAUGUAUGUCAGCCCUUUCUACCUCUACCAUACCAGCAAAUCAAAAGUUGGAUAGGUCUGUCAAUGCAUGGCACCAGAAAACAGCACCCAUGCGCAGCUGUCAGGGCCCUUAGCUCACUGGCAGGGCUUCUCACUAAUGCCUGUCCCUAAUCCCCCUUUUUAAACUGCUAAUCCAGUCAGUGUCAGGAGGCGGCCAUUUUGUUUUCCCAUAGUGCCCCAAAGCAGCGCAACACCAGGGGCAGUGUGGGAAAUGGAAUUGGCAGCUGCCCACCGCGGAGCCGAGUGCGACUGCUGCUGCCACAGCCCAAGGCCAGGUGAGCCCUAAAUGGCACUUGGCUGAAGGCUCCCUCAAACAUGGAGCUCUCGCCCUGCCAGUCGCUGCUGUUGCCGUCAUUUCUUUGGCUCAGAAACAAAGCACACACACCCCACACACAAUGGCAUGCUUGCGCAGUUUCCACCACAGCCCCCUGGGCAUAGGUUCCUUUGUUUCAAAGCCAGGGGAGGAGGCGGUGAUUUAUUUAUUUAUUAUUUAUUGAAUAUCCCGCUGUUUCUCCGCAAUGAGCCCAGGGCAGCAACAGAUACACAAUUUUUUAAAAAAAUUUUAAAAAGGAAACUGUUUUGAAACAAUAUUAAAACACACACAAAUUACAAUUCAAAACAUUCUAAAAGGAGUUGUGAUUAAAGACAUACUUCUGCCCAACUUGCCAGGAAGACUGUUCUUCAGGCACCCAACUCCUGAGUAAACAGGAGUUUCAAAUUCAAGUUAAUAGCGAUGAAAACAGGUGUGCCUCACUAGCGAGGGAAUUCCACAACAGGGGAGCCACCACCGAAAGAGCCCUGCCAUGGGUCAGCGCCAACCAGGCAGCCUCCAACAGCAACACAACCAACAAGGCCUCAGUGAUACUGGGUUGUGUCCAAUGAGAGUCCCACUCAAAUGAAAUUAAUGUACAUGGUUAACUUAGGUCUAUUAAUCUCAGUGAAUCUACUCAGAAAGUAGGACUUGUAUUAGAUACAAUACUGUGUGGGUAAGUGAGCAGGGAAGGGAAAAGGCUGUCUUAUCAGCAAUUGGUUCCCUGAUACUAUAUUGGCAGAUACUAUAUAAAAAUGGGGAUCUGAGAACAUUGAGCUCGCUGUAUGGUAUGUGUGUCUUCAGCCUUCCUGCAGUUCUUUCAUUGUACAGUUAAAUCACUCCGAUUUUUGGGUUGUUGCUUAAAAAAAAGUCCUUUUUAUAAUUUUAGUUUUUCUUGUGUUUAGCGUUCCUAUGAAAUGUUUGUUCUCUUAUACCCUCCUUUCAUAAACAUCCUUCAUUUGUUUGUCUA